Emericellopsis atlantica is the source of this 795-nucleotide messenger RNA. RefSeq names its product DUF2407 C-terminal domain-containing protein. The transcript has a single exon. Gene Ontology annotation, biological process: protein processing. NCBI's taxonomy places the organism in Eukaryota, Fungi, Ascomycota, Sordariomycetes, Hypocreales, Bionectriaceae. The coding region runs from base 1 to 795 and encodes 264 amino acids. The record is from RefSeq and is a predicted model, not a curated record. Gene Ontology annotation, cellular component: Dsc E3 ubiquitin ligase complex; endoplasmic reticulum.
AUGACUAGCCCUCUACGAUUGACUGUUCGGUUCUCAACGUCGCAUCCCGAUCUUGAUCUCGAUGUUCCCGAACCGCACAAUGCGACGCCCCUGUCUCUGAAGCGUAUCUUGCGCGAGCGCCUCAACACGCAAUCCCGCCUUCGCCUCAUACACCAAGGCCGCCUGCUACCAGACACGGCUGCUCUGAGCUCCUGUAUCACACCCAUCUCCGUGCCUGACAGCGAAGACACCCAGCGCGACCAUGAUCCAAAGGGCAAGCGGAAGGUUGGCGAGCCCGUGCACAGGACAUACAUCAGCUGCGGCUUGGGCGAUGCACUCACCCCGGAGGAGCUCGAGGCAGAAGCUCGGGGGGCAGACAAGCCGCCCGUUGCGACGACGAUGAGUCGUUCCACACCAGUUCCCUCCACGCGACCACGCCCUCGUGGUUUCGACCGCUUCCUGAGCCAGGGGUUCACGACAUCCGAGGUCGCCACGCUACGGACGCAGUUCCAGUCCCUCAAUCAUGUAUCGCGGUCGUCGCCCCCAAGCCCCGAUUCGCUCCGCACAAUGGAAGAUGCCUGGAUAGACUCUAACGCCAGUGAUCCGGCCAAUUUGCAGGUGGCUGAGGACCAUGGGCUCAGCGAGGGGCAUUGGCUGGCCAUGGCCAUGGGCUUCUUCUGGCCGCUCGGAUGCGUUACCUGGGCCGUCAGACAGCAAGAUAUAUGGGCCGAGAGAUGGGCGGCCUUUGUCGUCGCCGGCGCUAUGCUGGGAGUGCUGACGGGAUUCAUCAUGAUGCUCUCGGCCGACACGUAUUGA